CAGUGCAUACAUAUUCAUACAUUUUCUAGUGCAUAAACAUCCUAACCCUUGUAAUAUGGUUUAUGCAUGGGAAUAGUUUCCACUUUAGACGUUAUAAAACUACGCGCGGUCAUCUAUAUCUUAUAUUACGAUCUUACUAGGUACGCGUGGCGUAAUUCGAAUAGUUACACAUCGCGCGUUGUUGGGGUUACUACAAUACAUACAUAGUUAACGCUAUCUCUAAGAGCGUUGCAUACGUAGUACUAUGUACUUUGGUACUGUUACGUAAUCUUCCCAUCUAGAUCAUAAAUUACUAAGGUAUUUCAAAAGUGAAGUAGCACGAGCUACUUGUUGACUCGCGAAUACUCAAUACGCAUCUCUUAUUUUUGUCUCAGUUUUUGAGCAAUCCACUUCUUGUUGGUUUUAAGACCACGAGUCAAAAGACUUAGUCAACAUUUAAAUUUGAUACAGUCAUUUUAAUUGACCUAAAUCCAAUUAAUACAAUUUAAGUUUAAAGGUUUGCUUGAAAAACAUUUAACAUGUUGAAAAGGUAUAUUAUUUUGUACAGAACUAAUAAACUCGUGAAUUCUUGUCGGCAUGUUUCCCAAUCAAUGCUACAAUCAACGGUUGACGAAAAAACAGGCAUAGUUACUAUGACAAUGAAUAACCCACCUGUUAAUUGUAUAAGCCUCGAGUUAUUAAAUGAAAUAAAUACUCAAAUCAAUACAUUACGGAAAGAUAAUAUCCGAGGAAUGAUAUUAACAUCAGGAUUGAAGAAAGUGUUUUGUGGAGGAUUAGACAUAGCAGAAUUUUAUAAACCAAAUCCUGAUAGAUUAGCUGAAUAUUUGGCCACCCUACAUGAUACAUGGAUUUCGUUAUAUAUGACUUCGUUUCCUACUGUAUCUGUUAUUAAUGGCCACAGUCUAGGAGGAGGUUGCUUAAUUGCCAUGGGUUGUGAUUAUAGAGUUAUGAUUGGACCACAUUAUACUAUAGGACUUAAUGAGACUAAAUUAGGAGUUGUUCCUCCAAAAUGGUUUCAAGAUACCAUGGUUGCAGUUAUUGGUCAAAGAAAAGCUGAAGUGUCAAUGACAACAGGAAAAAUAUAUACUACUGACGAAGCAUUAAAAAUUGGUUUAGUCGAUGAAAGUUCGACAGAUAUAGAUAGUGCUCUUAAGAAAGGAACUCAAUUUUUGAAUAAUUUUGAAAAUAUAUCUCCUUGGGCUUUUAAGAUGACUAAAAAUAUCAGCCGUCAACCAACUAUUCAAUUGUUGAUAGAUAAUAAACAAAAAGAUUUUGAUUUUGUUUAUAAAUACAUGCAAACUUCUAUGGUUCAAAAAAGUAUUGGACUUUAUUUACAAUCUUUAAAAAAAAAAUAAGAUAAUAAUAAUAUGAUUAUUCUUAGAUUUUUAAUUUAAAUUUUUUAUAAUUUUAUACAAAUUCAUAUAAUCAUAUAUCAAUUUGGAGAAAAAAGAAUAAUACAAAUCUACCAGCUGUAGUAUUUUAAAAGUGUUAAAUAAUAUAUGAUAAACAACAUUUUUGAAUUU
This is a messenger RNA of Rhopalosiphum padi (bird cherry-oat aphid), 1523 nucleotides long. RefSeq names its product enoyl-CoA delta isomerase 1, mitochondrial-like. The transcript is spliced from 6 exons. The record is from RefSeq and is a predicted model, not a curated record. Gene Ontology annotation, molecular function: enoyl-CoA hydratase activity. Gene Ontology annotation, cellular component: mitochondrion. NCBI's taxonomy places the organism in Eukaryota, Metazoa, Arthropoda, Insecta, Hemiptera, Aphididae. Gene Ontology annotation, biological process: fatty acid beta-oxidation. The coding region runs from base 519 to 1355 and encodes 278 amino acids.